AGAAUGUCAGUCACACUUCACACCACUUCCGGAGACAUUAAAAUUGAGCUUUAUGUAGACGAUGCGCCAAAAGCUUGCGAGAAUUUUCUUGCAUUAUGUGCCAGCGACUACUACAAUGGAUGCAUUUUUCAUAGAAACAUCAAAGAUUUUAUGGUGCAAACUGGAGAUCCAACGCAUUCGGGAAAAGGCGGCGAAAGUAUUUGGGGAGGACCAUUCGAAGACGAAUUUGUUAGUGCUCUGAAGCAUGACUCACGAGGAUGCGUAUCAAUGGCAAACAAUGGACCUGACUCCAAUCGAUCGCAAUUCUUCAUCACUUACGCGAAGCAAGCUCAUCUCGACAUGAAGUACACACUUUUCGGAAAAGUGAUUGACGGAUUCGACACCCUAGAAGAAAUAGAAACGAUCAAAGUUGACAAUAAAUACAGACCUCUCGUUCAGCAAAAGUGAGUUUCUACGGAAAACUAAAUUCUCUCAUUAAUUGCUAAUAUUCAGAAUACAGAAUGUGACGAUCCACGCGAAUCCGAUGGCUGCUGAUUAAAAAACAUUAUAUGUUUUGCAUAAUUUUAUCUAUUUAUUUUCACUUAAGACAAGUUUUUUGUUUUGUACAAGGUCUUUGAAAUGAUAAACAAUGAGAAUCAAAA
Caenorhabditis elegans is the source of this 641-nucleotide messenger RNA. It is a transcript of the gene cyn-10, whose product is annotated as Peptidyl-prolyl cis-trans isomerase 10. The record is from RefSeq and is marked reviewed. The transcript has 4 exons. NCBI's taxonomy places the organism in Eukaryota, Metazoa, Nematoda, Chromadorea, Rhabditida, Rhabditidae. Bases 4 to 447 code for a protein of 147 amino acids. Gene Ontology annotation, biological process: protein folding. Gene Ontology annotation, molecular function: peptidyl-prolyl cis-trans isomerase activity.